UGCAACGAUCCGAAGAACCGUUCACACAAAGCAAACCCAUCAUGCCUGGGCGAGUGGGAAGACGCUCUGCGGCGACCUCAGAAGAGACGACGAGCCGUAGAACUGCGACACGAACACGACGGACCGCCGCGGCAUUGGCACCAAGAGACGAAGGUCCCGAGACCCUACUCCGCAAACAGAUUGCCAAGUUCUUUUCCGAUGCUCAACAUGGCGAGGAGACACACAAGAAGCUCGUUUCCGGUAUGAGGAAUGUUCAAGAAGCGGUUUGCUAUGAAUCAGGACACGUAAACCCCAAAUACAAGCAAUUCGGUGAUUUCUCUGAAGAGGACUUCAAUGAGGAGGUGAAGAGAUGUGUUUAUAGGUUAUUGGAGAUCAAGAAGUCAGAAAAGGCUGGGGACAGGAUCCGUGCUUUUCUUGUGGAGUUCUUGAAGACGGCCAUUCAGAAAGACUAUGAAGCCUUAGCAGGGGCACAAGCCGAAGAGGUCCUCGACUCACCCAGCACCCGCCUCAAAUCCGAAAUUCAAAACAUUCUCUUAGACUCUAUGGGUUCUAAGGACAAGAUCGUCCGUUUCCGCGCUACCGAGACCCUCGCACGCCUGAUUACAGAUAUCGAAGAUGAAUUGAUAGAAGAUGACUACUACAAAUGUCGACGAGCAUUAAUGCGGCGACUUGAGGAUAAAGAAGCCUCAAUUCGAGUGCAGGCCGCCAUCGGGUUCGGCACGCUCGCGACACGAUAUGAAGAUCAAGACGGGAGCGACGCCGAGGAUGACGACCGGGCUGGUGGUCUCUUCCGACUGCUGACUGUUAUGCAACAAGAUCCAAGCGCAGAAGUCCGCAGGGCUAUCCUUCUCAACCUACCGCUCGACGACCCGAGAACCCGACCAUACAUGAUCGAACGGGCACGCGAUUCCGAUGUUACCAUGCGUAGGCUGGUCUACAAACGGCUCCUUCCAGCGCUGGGUGACUUUCGUCAACUGAAAAUGGCGGAACGCGACAAGGUCAUUCGCUGGGGCCUGCGGGACCGUGAUGUUGGGGUGCAGCAAGCCACCGCUCGCCUCCUGUGCGAGCACUGGAUACGAGUAUGUGAGCAGACAGAGCCUGGCGAGACUGGUGUGGCCGUUGAAAGCGAGAAUCGAGGCCUACUGAAAAGAGCAGCAUUGAUUGAAUUCUGCAAGCAAAUCCGGAUUUUGCGCACUGGCUUAGAAGGUGGGAUGGCUCACGACGCGAUGAAAGCUCUCUGGGCAGGGCGGCCUGAUUACCUCCACGAUAUCACUUUCAGGGAUCAAGAAUUCUGGAACGAUCUCACCCUUGAGAAAGUCUUUGUCAUGCGCACGUUUACAGACUAUUGCUCCAAUUCCGAAGAUGAAGCGGUCCAGGAUCUUCGAGACACGAAGAUGCCUGAGCUGACUGCUGUCGGUUCUGUGCUUCAAAAAUGGCUGCAAGCGCUCGUUGAGGAGUCUAGACGGACGAGUAAAAUGCCUGAAGUGGACGAGCAAACGUUGAAGGAGCUCGACGCUCUGGAGUUCCUUGUGGUGCAGCUGCUCCAUAUUGUGCUGGGCCUCGACCUUAACGACCGGGUGGGAGGGAAGCAGAUCUACCAUUUGAUUCAAGGCCCUCUGGAAAGAUGGGAUAUUGCUGACAGCUGCACGGAGUUGAUGGUGGACAUUCUCCACCGAGUAUGCGAUAGCCGGAAGGAUUUCAUUGAUAUCAUCAAGAAGUCCAUAGAAGAGGUUCGCGACUCCGUCAACGACAUCCACGAUGAGAAAGUGGGGGACAACGACGUUGUGAUGUCGGAUCAUGACGACGAAAGUUUCCACUCUGCUCAGUCUGAAGCGAGCGAUGACACAGCCAUCCCGAGCAGUCCGCGCGCACAGCAACCUCCGGAGAUGAAGGAUAACGUGCAGGAGCUUCUUGCCAGAAUGAAAUGUCUCCACCUGGUGGGCUGCAUGAUGAAGCAUGUCUCCCUAAAAGUUCUCAAGGAACCAAAGACGCGCGAUUUCGUCUUUGAAACCCUCAAAGGAGAUAUACUCAAUGACUUGGUAGCUCCUUCGAUGUCCCGCAAGCUACCAUCUGUUCGCGCAAGUGCCUUGCCUUGUCUGGCUCAUUUUGGAUUUCUCCAGAAGAACCUAGCUGAGUCAAACAUGGUGGUGAUGGCGCACGCUUUCGACAAGGGAGACGUAGACCUCCAGAUCGCCGCCAUCAGAGCUCUUACAGACUGGGCCGCCGUAUACCGUGACCUCUUCGCCAACAAUCCCCAGAAGGCCGACCCGAACAACAAAUGGUUAUUGCCCGAAGACGUAUAUCUGCAAGGCUUUGCAUCCGAAGAGCCGGAGAUCCGCUUCGAAGCUUGCAAGGCGGCUUUCAAGCUUCUGCUGCCAUACCAUUCCCCCUUCGACGAGGAAUUCACUCAGCAGAUUCUCUUCGAGUUCGUCAUCGGCUACUUCAACCCGCAGAACGCGAAUGACACGGGUUUGAGACAGGCGCUGGUGUACGGCCUUUCAUCGUACUGCCACUCGAGGACGGAGAGAGCGCUGCUCUUUUCCAGACUCGUGCCCACCGUCGUUCGUAAGCUCGUGCAACUGAUUGAGAAUGAGUUGGACGACGAUGAGAAGGAGGAUAUGACGCCGUGGCCCAAGGUGACGGAGAUUCUCGCCUCAUGGACGGAUGCAAGACUCGUCUAUGGGAAGAGGGAUACAGCACUUGGUGCGGCCGAAGAUCCGCAUACCAACCUUGCGGCGCUGAUACUGGAGCGCGUGAGGAAAAGCACGUGCACUGGCGUCGAGCUCAAGGUUCUCAUGUCGCUGUUGACGAAGCUGUACAUCUCCCCCGCGCCGCCGCAAUCGGCAGCUGGUGAGGUUUUCCCGGACGCCGGCGAGGAUCGCGAGCUUUUGGAGACGCUGUAUGAGUUGGUGACUGAGGCCGUGGAGGAGGGCAUGGCGCCCGAUGCUGUGAGUCGGAAUUACCUGAAGAGGUUGGAGACGGGGCUGAAGAAGAGGUUGGUGGAGGUGGAGGGUGCGGUGGAGGAGGUGACGAAGGGAGUGACGUCCAUCAAGGUUGAGGAUCAGACUGAGCAGGCGGAAGAGGACGAAGAGCAAGAGAAGACGGUGGCGCAAAGUGGUAGGCGGAGUGCGGAGGCUACGACAACGGCGGAAGGGGAGGGCGAGGUGACUACGACGACUGUGGAGGCUGAGGAUGAGGAGGACGAGGAAAAACGGGAGAAAGAAGAUGAGGAGGAGGAAGAUACAUUUAUUGCAGGCAUGCAGGGAGAAAGCACGAGGAUGCCUUUGUUUGAGGAGGACGAGGCAGAGGAUGACGAUACAGUGCGCGAUCUUAGUAGAGCAAGCAGGCGGACGCCACGAAGGGCGGCUAGUCGUCGGCAUACAGCCGUGACGGAGAGCGAUAUCAUUGAUGAGCUGCUGGAGAGUGAGCUCGAGGAGUAGGUCGCCUUGCACGAUGUUGUGUCUCCAUAAGUGUGGUCUGGGUCUCUAUGCGGAUGGGUACUUUGCGGCUCCGUUAUUGACGGAGGGGGCGUGGGAAUAGGAUAAAGGUGAUGGCGUUUGUGGUUUCUAUGGCUGGAGUCAGGUAGAUCUGUCAUUUUGAAUAAUCGAGCGAGUCCCUUUUUCCCUUCCGAAGUCCAUUCGUUAGAACUAAUCAACCCC
This is a messenger RNA of Westerdykella ornata, 3659 nucleotides long. RefSeq lists its product as uncharacterized. The record is from RefSeq and is a predicted model, not a curated record. The transcript has 3 exons. Gene Ontology annotation, biological process: mitotic chromosome condensation. Bases 42 to 3440 code for a protein of 1132 amino acids. NCBI's taxonomy places the organism in Eukaryota, Fungi, Ascomycota, Dothideomycetes, Pleosporales, Sporormiaceae. Gene Ontology annotation, cellular component: condensed chromosome; condensin complex.